UUCCUUUCUUAAUAUAACCAACUGACAUUCCGAUCAAUUAAGGCCAUCUCUCUCUCCACCACUUCCUUUCUUUGGUAAUCUGUCUGCUAAUAUUUUCUUCCUUUUUUGUUUUCUUUUUCUUGUUUUCACACUAACCAACAUAGUGCCAUGGAGUGGUAAAAUUCUAAAAUCAACAAAAUCCAAACCUCUCAUAUCAUUGAAUGAUGAAAAUGAAGAGGAAGAAGAUAACUAUAAAGAAAAUCGACGACAAAACGGCGAGGCAGGUAACAUUUUCUAAGAGAAGGAAAGGGCUAUUCAAGAAAGCUGAAGAGCUUUCAGUGCUAUGUGAUGCUGAGGUUGGACUCAUUGUUUUCUCAUCUACUGGGAAGCUCUUUGAUUAUUGCAGCACCAGUAUGAAGGACACAAUUACAAGGUAUAAUGCGCAGGACCAUGGCAUCAACAAAUUGAACACACCAUCUCAAGAAUUACAGCUAGAGGCUAGCAACCGGAUCAAAUUGGACAAGGAAAUUGCAGAUAGAACCCAACAACUAAAGCAGAUGAAAGGUGAUGAUAUUGAAGCACUAAAUCUAAAUGAGUUGCAGCUGCUGGAGAAAACACUUCAUAUAGGAUUUAACCGCGUGAUUGAGACAAAGGAAAAGCGGAUUAUGAGUGAGAUUUCUGAUCUUCAGAAAAUGGAAACGGUGUUGAAAGAAGAAAACAAGCUCUUAAAGCACAAGGUGAGAAAUAAAGUUGAAGUAAGACAAAUGAUAUCCAUGAUGAGCAAAACACGUUGUCCUUCUCUAAUAGACUCAAAAAUUGGAAUACAAGAAGAACGGGUUUCAUUGGAUUCUAUUAGUUGUGCCAGUGACCCUCUUUUUGAGGACGAUUACUCAGACACAUCUCUUAAGUUAGGGUUACCCUUCUCUAACCGAAGAUGUUAAUAUAUACAAUCAUGAUUUUAUUGGACUCACAAUAUUUGUCAUUAUAUUGACACAUACAUAUAGGACCAAUGAAAUCAGAAGGUAAUAACUGAUUUGGUGUAAAAGAUAUUGUAAUGUUAAUCUCAAUUAUCUCUUUCAUGUAAUGCUAAAAGCUUGGUUGCAUGUGUUUCUUGGUAUCGUUUGCAUAUAUUUGUUGAAUGUAACGUAAUUUGUACAAACUCAUGAAUUGUAUACGUAAUUUCGUAUGCUAUUAUAACAAUUUGAUUUUGUCUA
Messenger RNA from Cicer arietinum (chickpea), 1193 nucleotides. Its product is annotated as MADS-box protein AGL24-like. Gene Ontology annotation, molecular function: protein dimerization activity; DNA-binding transcription factor activity; RNA polymerase II transcription regulatory region sequence-specific DNA binding. Gene Ontology annotation, biological process: positive regulation of transcription by RNA polymerase II. Lineage: Eukaryota; Viridiplantae; Streptophyta; Magnoliopsida; Fabales; Fabaceae. The record is from RefSeq and is a predicted model, not a curated record. Gene Ontology annotation, cellular component: nucleus.